Molecule: messenger RNA, 1145 nt
Organism: Radiomyces spectabilis
Lineage: Eukaryota; Fungi; Mucoromycota; Mucoromycetes; Mucorales; Radiomycetaceae
Product: orotate phosphoribosyltransferase
Exons: 2
Coding region: 94-747 (217 amino acids)
Biological process (GO): pyrimidine nucleotide biosynthetic process; pyrimidine ribonucleoside biosynthetic process; 'de novo' pyrimidine nucleobase biosynthetic process
Cellular component (GO): cytoplasm
Molecular function (GO): orotate phosphoribosyltransferase activity
Source: RefSeq, a predicted model, not a curated record
UGCACAGCGGGUGUACGGCUUGUUAAAUAAUGGUAGAUCAACUAAACUAAAAGCGUGAUAGCCAUUUACACUUUUCGUCCACUGGAACAAAUAAUGAAGGACUAUCAACGUGAAUUCAUCGAGUUUGCCCUCGCCAACGAUGUGCUAAAGUUUGGGUCGUUCACUCUCAAGUCCGGCCGUGUUUCGCCGUACUUCUUCAAUGCUGGAUUGUUCAACAGCGGUAAAACGUUGGGCGCCAUUGGCCGCUUCUACGCUGCCGCUCUCGUCGAUGCCGGAUUCAAAUACGAUGUGCUGUUUGGCCCUGCCUACAAAGGCAUUCCUCUCGUCUGUGCCACUGCUUUGUCUCUUUCAACAGAACACAACUUGGAAGCUCCCUUUGCUUUCAAUCGUAAGGAAAAGAAGGAUCACGGUGAAGGUGGCAACAUCGUCGGCACUCCCUUGUCAGGUCAGAUCGUCGUGGUCGAUGAUGUGAUCACGGCCGGUACAGCCAUCAAUGAGUCGAUUGGUAUCAUCAAGGACAAUGGCGCUGCUCUCGCUGGCGUGCUUGUGGCUGUCGAUCGCGCGGAAGUUGCUCCCGAUGGUUCUGGCAAGAGCGCUAUCCAAGCAGUAGAAGAAAAGAACAAUGUGCCUGUGCGUGCUAUCAUCAGCAUGGACAACAUUGUCGAAUACAUGGAAGAGAAGGGCACCUAUACCGAAGAAUUGAAACUUAUGAGAGAAUAUAAAGCCCAAUAUGGGAUCAAGCAAUAAAGUCAGCGCAGUCUCUGUCAUCAUGAGCGAUAAAUUCAGUGACCGAUCUCUGUCAAUUUGCUGUCUCUGUAACAGCAUCUGUAAAAUGCAGUAUUUCUCAAUGCUAUGCACGACCAUUUUGAGCUACCUUUUAACGGAGGACAAUGUUCCUGAUACGACACGGCAGUUUUAGAUCUUGCUGCGCUGAUUCACCGUCCUACUGUUUACUGGGAUGCAAUUGCUCUUUUGACCCUUUACCUAAUAAAAUACGGAUAGAUCGCUGUAGUAAUUAAAAGAGAUGAUUAGUUAGAUUCACCCAUGAUUUGUAAAUAUCGAGGAGGAGAGCGUCAGCCAAUGGUGUCACCAGAGAGCUCCACGUCGGGAUGGAAUGGGUCCAAAGCCGGUUGAGGCUAACUGAG